AUGGAGCAGGCUUUGGAGGGGCUCAUAACGGAAAGAAAAAAGACAUUUAAUGGAGAGACAGCUGUAGAUGCAAUAAGAAGGAGUGGCGGAAAUGUGUUACUAUGGAAGAAUUCUGUUGAUUUGGAUGUGUUGAGAGCAGAUAAGAAUGUUAUACAUUAUCGUAUUCACAACAUCACUGAAAGAGACUGGGAGUUGUUAUGUGUGUAUGGUCCUCCACAGCACCAAUUAAGAAAUAAGUUCUGUGAGAAAAAGGGUGGUAAUCAAACAAUGACCUAUGCAAACAAUGAAUUCAGGAACUUCAUCAAAUACAAAGGUCUUAUAGAUAUGGGAUUUGUUGGUCCUGCAUUUACUUGGUCAAAUGGAGCUGUAGCUAAUGAGCCUAUAUUUGAAAGACUGGACAGGACUGUGUGUACUUCAGAUUGCUCUAAUGAGACAACAAGGAAGAUCGUGGAAGUGGGAGAAGAGUUAAAUAAAUGGAGCAGAAAGACCUUUGGGAAUAUAUUUAGAGCUGGAGAAGAACUGAAAGAAAAGCUCUUGAAGACUCAAAUGGAGGCACAUAUUAGAGAUACAAGACAAGAAGAAAAAGAGCUGUGUAUGGAGAUUGAAAAGCUGAAUAUCAUGCAGAGAAAAUAUUAUGAGCAGAGAAGUAAGGCUAAAUGGAUUCCCAAAAUAGACAAGAACACAAAAGCUUUCCACAUGUCAGUCUUACAGAGGAAGAAGAAAAACCAGAUUGCAGCUCUUAAGUUACCAAAUGCCUCAUGGGUAACUGAUGCAAAUGAUAUUGUCCAGUAUCUUGUGAAGUAUUUCACAGAUCUUUUCAAGAGAGACGCAUAA
Messenger RNA from Papaver somniferum (opium poppy), 834 nucleotides. RefSeq lists its product as uncharacterized. NCBI's taxonomy places the organism in Eukaryota, Viridiplantae, Streptophyta, Magnoliopsida, Ranunculales, Papaveraceae. The transcript has 4 exons. Bases 1 to 834 code for a protein of 277 amino acids. The record is from RefSeq and is a predicted model, not a curated record.